Messenger RNA from Funneliformis caledonium, 125 nucleotides. The record is from the annotation of a GenBank genome assembly. Lineage: Eukaryota; Fungi; Glomeromycota; Glomeromycetes; Glomerales; Glomeraceae.
UACUAGUUAUGCUGAUAGUACUAAAGAUACUGAUAAUACUACUAGUACUGAUUGUGCUAGUUAUACUGACUGUACUGGUUGUACUGAUGGUGCUAAUGAUACUAAUGGUACUGAUAAUGCUAUUA